AAUAGGGUCAUUUAGCUCAACACCUCGUCCCCUUAUAUAACCUUCCCCCAUCUCCUCACCUGCGAAAACCCUAGCUCCGCCGCCGCCGCCGUUCAACCGCUCGUCUCCUCCUCCCUCGCGAGCGCUCGUUUCGGAUUCGGGGGAGAUGGCCAAGUCGAAGAACCACACGGCGCACAACCAGUCGUACAAGGCGCACAAGAACGGGAUCAAGAAGCCCAAGCGCCACCGCCAGACCUCCACCAAGGGGAUGGACCCAAAGUUCCUGAGGAACCAGAGAUAUUCCAGGAAGCAUAACAAGAAGAGUGGUGAGGCUGAAUCCGAGGAGUAAGAUGGAAGUUGUCCUUUCGGAAAAGCAUGUCUAUUUUGCCAGUUUUAACUCAGCAACCUUUUAGACUAUAGUUUCAUUAAUGAUGGAACUUCUAUGCUAUUCUGUAUGAUGGAAAGAUCUUUUGUUCUACCUGAGCAUUGUUGUGAUAAUGCUUUUUAGCUGAUGCUGCUGGAUGAAUUAUAUGCUAUUGAGUUAUGUGCCGUGAAUUGUGAAUCUACUUGAGGCUACUAGGCAUGUGAGGUUACAAUCCUCGUUGGUGAUGUCAGAAUUAAUAAUGCAUAAUAUUGGAGCGAUAUCAAUAUAUUGGGUGCUUAGA
This is a messenger RNA of Oryza sativa Japonica Group (Japanese rice), 644 nucleotides long. RefSeq names its product large ribosomal subunit protein eL29z. Lineage: Eukaryota; Viridiplantae; Streptophyta; Magnoliopsida; Poales; Poaceae. Gene Ontology annotation, cellular component: cytosolic large ribosomal subunit; ribosome. The record is from RefSeq and is a predicted model, not a curated record. Gene Ontology annotation, biological process: cytoplasmic translation. Gene Ontology annotation, molecular function: structural constituent of ribosome.